AUGUUUUAUAUUUUGCUACAAUACUGUCGACUAUUGAAUGAAAAAAUAACUCAACAUUUGAAUCACCAGAUUAUAGUACAUUAUACGUCCAUUGAUCCCAAGAAGAAAGCAAACGCUGCAUUUCUUUUAGGAUGUUACGGAGUCCUGUAUCUGAGUUUAAGUCCAAGAGAUGCUUUGAAGCCACUACAAAUACACGGUCAAAACUACAGACCAUUUCAAGAUGCAACCCAAGGUGACUCGAGUUUUACAAUAUCGUUGCUGGAUUGUUUACAAGCAAUUAAAAAGGCUAGAGAAUUGGGAUUCUUUAACUUUCAGGAUUUUAAUUAUGAGGAAUACGAAAGAUUGGACAAAAUACAAGGCGGUGAUUUAAACUGGAUUAUUCCUGGGAAAUUUCUAGCGUUUAUCGGACCAGUUGACUACAGUAUUUCUUUGUAUCAUCCGCCAGAAAUGUAUCUUGAUUACUUUUUAGAGAACAAUGUGAAAAUCGUAAUACGUUUGAAUAAAAGAUUAUAUGAUGCAAAUGUAUUCAAUAAUGUUGGGAUAGUACACUAUGACUUGUUUUUCAUCGAUGGUUCUUGCCCUUCUCGAACCAUAUUAUUCAAGUUUCUUCAAAUCAGCGAAGAGGCCGACUGCGCCAUCGCUGUCCAUUGCAAGGCAGGUUUAGGGCGCACGGGCUCGCUGAUUGGAUGUUACCUUAUCAAGCAUUACAAAAUGACAUCUCACGAAGCCAUUGGAUGGAUGAGAAUUUGUAGACCAGGUUCUGUUAUUGGACAUCAGCAGGGCUGGCUGGAGCAACUUGAGCCGUGGUUAAUCAAGCAAGGGAACAUUUAUAGACGACACUCGUGUCACGACCCAGACAAGUUGCCAUACCACGAGUUUGGUAUCUACUCAAUAGCUGAGCAGAGCAAGAAGCAACGACCCUUGGUAUUCAAGAAAUCGCCAUCACCGCCUCCACCGUUACAGCAACCAAAUAAACGGCCAAGCGACACACUCUCUCCAGGAAGACCACAGAAUUCACGGAUCAAAGAAGCUAUUAACAAGGCGGCCGAGAAGGAGCGCGACUGGCGCAUGAAAUGGAAAAGUUUUAGCAAUAACCAAAAGAUACCUUUUAGAGGGGGGUCGAGAGAACAAUUCGAGACACAAGAUGCUAAAUCACAACGAAGUAGUGGCGCUGGGGAGCCAAAAGCUGGUCGGCCGGCACCUCAAAGUUCAACACAAUCGCAAUAUGAGUCUGCAAAAUCAAAUUCCAGUCAAGUCAGUCGGAAUGUGUCACCUAUCACAACAUUCCGAACCAGCCAAGCACCUCUAAUAAAAAGCGUUAAUGAUGCUAAAAAUUAUUUAAUGCGAAGCAGCAUAUAUAAUCGAGAAAGAGAUAAAAUUCUGAAUUCAAGCAUUACAGUCACUUCUUCAGGGCGAUUAGUAAAUAACAUGUCUACAUCUCCUUGUAGUGUAAGCGUUGCACCAAUGGCCAGGCCAACAGCAGCACCUAAGAUGUCUCAAACUUAUCGAAGACGCUUAGGACGAAGUCCGAGCCCACCACCUAGGUCGACUCAGGAGCAAACUAGGGCCACCAACACGCCUUCAACAACUGAGAAAGUUAUUCCGAAAAAUAUGUCGAAGUCCUCAAUAAAAGGUGUUUUGUCAAGAUUAAAAUGUAAGUGUCCUAAUCGUAUGUCCUUCAUUUUAGAUGGAAUUGGAUCGUUGCUCUUUUUUACAUAA
Molecule: messenger RNA, 1719 nt
Organism: Arctia plantaginis
Lineage: Eukaryota; Metazoa; Arthropoda; Insecta; Lepidoptera; Erebidae
Source: the annotation of a GenBank genome assembly